GUACACCUUUCUCUGCCGGGAAGAACAAUACACACAGACACUGUGUAUUGUGCACUGAUAUCGAGCAAUGUAUUGGGUUACGGCGAAAAACGUCGCCGUUUCAGUUCCCCGUUGGCGUUCACUGUCCCUUUUCCUCCGUCCACCACUUCGCCAGCGUUUCUUCUCUUUCUCUCCACAUACUCUGUGCCGAGAGCAGAUACGUUACUUGAAGGAGCGGAAGUUUUUUGCCACAACGGCAAAAAAACUCAAACAACCAAAAAGUGUUCCAGAGGAAAAAGACUAUGUUAAUAUUAUGUGGUGGAAAGAGAGAAUGGAAUUCUUGAGAAAGCCUUCUUCUGUUCUACUGGCUAAGAGGCUUACAUAUUGUAACUUGCUGGGUGUGGAUCCGAGUUUGAGAAAUGGAAGUCUUAAAGAGGGAACACUUAACUCGGAGAUGUUGCAGUUCAAGUCAAAAUUUCCACAUGAAGUUUUGCUCUGUAGAGUAGGUGAUUUUUAUGAAGCAAUUGGAUUCGAUGCUUGUAUUCUUGUGGAAUAUGCUGGUUUAAAUCCAUUUGGUGGCCUGCGCUCAGAUAGUAUACCAAAAGCUGGUUGUCCAGUUGUGAAUCUAAGACAGACGUUGGAUGAUCUCACACGUUAUGGUUUCUCUGUGUGUGUCGUGGAGGAAGUUCAGGGUCCAACUCAAGCUCGUGCUCGUAAGAGCCGAUUUAUAUCAGGGCAUGCACAUCCAGGCAGUCCCUAUGUUUUUGGCCUUGUUGGAGAUGAUCAAGAUCUUGAUUUUCCAGAUCCAAUGCCUGUUGUUGGAAUAUCCCGUUCAGCGAAGGGGUAUUGCAUUAUCUCUGUUUAUGAGACUAUGAAGACUUACUCUGUGGAGGAUGGCCUAACUGAAGAAGCCGUAGUCACCAAACUUCGUACUUAUCGAUGCCAUCAUUUGUUUUUGCAUAAUUCAUUGAAGAACAAUUCUUCAGGAACAUCGCGUUGGGGAGAGUUUGGUGAAGGUGGACUUUUGUGGGGAGAAUGUAAUGCUAGACAGCAGGAAUGGUUGGAUGGCAAUCCUAUCGAUGAGCUUUUAUUCAAGGUAAAAGAGCUUUAUGGUCUCGAUGAUGACAUUCCAUUCAGAAAUGUCACUGUUGUUUCAGAAAAUAGGCCCCGUCCUUUACACCUUGGAACUGCCACACAAAUUGGUGCUAUUCCAACCGAAGGGAUUCCAUGUUUGUUAAAGGUGUUGCUUCCUCCACAUUGCAGUGGUCUACCAGUCCUGUAUAUUAGGGAUCUUCUUUUAAAUCCACCAGCCUAUGAGAUUUCUUCAGACAUACAAGAGGCAUGCAGACUUAUGAUGAGCGUCACAUGUUCAAUUCCUGAUUUUACUUGUAUUUCAUCUGCAAAGCUGGUCAAGCUGCUUGAGUUGAGGGAGGCAAAUCACAUAGAGUUCUGCAAAAUAAAGAGCAUGGUCGAAGAGAUACUGCAGUUGUAUAGAAAUUCAGAACUUCGUGCUAUUGUAGAGUUACUGAUGGAUCCUACUUGGGUGGCAACUGGGUUGAAAGUUGAUUUUGAUACACUAGUAAAUGAAUGUGGAAAGAUUUCUUGUAGAAUCAGUGAAAUAAUAUCCGUACAUGGUGAAAGUGAUCAAAAGAUUAGUUCCUAUCCUAUCAUCCCAAAUGAUUUCUUUGAAGAUAUGGAGUUGUUGUGGAAAGGCCGUGUCAAGAGGAUCCAUUUGGAGGACGCAUAUGCAGAAGUAGAAAAGGCUGCGGAUGCUUUAUCUUUAGCUAUAACAGAAGAUUUCCUGCCUAUUAUUUCAAGAAUAAGGGCCACGAUGGCCCCACUUGGAGGAACUAAAGGGGAGAUUUUGUAUGCUCGAGAGCAUGGAGCUGUAUGGUUUAAGGGAAAGCGAUUUGUACCAACUGUUUGGGCUGGAACCGCUGGAGAAGAACAAAUUAAGCAUCUCAGACCUGCUCUAGAUUCAAAGGGGAAGAAGGUUGGAGAAGAAUGGUUCACUACAAUGAGGGUGGAAGAUGCAAUAGCUAGGUAUCACGAGGCAAGUGCUAAGGCAAAGUCAAGGGUCUUGGAAUUGCUAAGGGGACUUUCUUCAGAAUUACUAUCUAAGAUCAAUAUCCUUAUCUUUGCAUCUGUCUUGAAUGUGAUAGCAAAGUCAUUAUUUUCUCAUGUGAGUGAAGGGAGAAGAAGAAAUUGGAUUUUCCCAACAAUCACACAAUUUAACAAAUGUCAGGACACAGAGGCACUUGAGGGAACUGAGGGAAUGAAGAUAAUUGGUCUAUCUCCUUAUUGGUUUGAUGCAGCACGGGGGACUGGUGUACAGAAUACAGUAGAUAUGCAGUCCAUGUUUCUUUUAACAGGUCCAAAUGGUGGGGGUAAAUCAAGCUUGCUGCGAUCGUUGUGUGCAGCUGCAUUGCUAGGAAUGUGUGGGUUCAUGGUUCCAGCUGAAUCGGCUGUCAUUCCUCAUUUUGACUCAAUUAUGCUGCAUAUGAAAUCAUAUGAUAGUCCUGCUGAUGGAAAAAGUUCAUUUCAGAUUGAAAUGUCUGAAAUUCGGUCUCUGAUUACUGGUGCCACUUCAAGCAGUCUUGUACUUAUAGAUGAAAUAUGUCGAGGAACAGAAACAGCAAAAGGGACAUGUAUUGCUGGAAGUGUCAUAGAAACCCUGGACGCAAUUGGCUGUUUGGGAAUUGUAUCAACCCACUUGCAUGGAAUUUUUGAUUUACCCCUGAAAAUCAAGAAGACCGUGUAUAAAGCAAUGGGAGCUGAGUAUGUUGAUGGUCAACCAAUACCAACUUGGAAACUCAUUGAUGGGGUCUGUAAAGAGAGUCUAGCAUUUGAAACAGCUCAGAGAGAAGGAAUUCCAGAAAUAUUAAUCCAAAGAGCAGAAGAAUUGUAUAAUUCAGCUUACGGGAAUCAGAUACCAAGGAAGAAAGACCAAAUAAGACCUCUUUGUUCAGAUAUUGACCUCAAUAGCACAGAUAAAAGAUCUGACCAAUUAAAUGGUACAAGACAAAUAGCUUUGGAUUCUAGCACAAAGUUAAUGCAUCGAAUGGGAAUUUCAAGCAAGAAACUUGAAGAUGCUAUCUGUCUUAUCUGUGAGAAGAAGUUAAUUGAGCUGUAUAAAAUGAAAAAUCCGUCAGAAAUGGCAAUGGUGAAUUGUGUUCUUAUUGCUGCCAGGGAACAGCCGGCUCCAUCAACAAUUGGUGCUUCAAGUGUCUAUAUAAUGCUAAGACCUGACAAAAAGUUGUAUGUUGGACAGACUGAUGAUCUUGAGGGCAGAGUCCGUGCCCAUCGCUUGAAGGAGGGAAUGGAAAACGCAUCAUUCCUAUAUUUCCUAGUCUCUGGCAAGAGCAUCGCCUGCCAAUUGGAAACUCUUCUUAUAAAUCAACUUCCUAAUUAUGGUUUUCAGCUAACAAACGUUGCUGAUGGUAAGCAUCGUAAUUUUGGCACAACCAAUUUCUCCCCAGAACCUUCAACCGCGCUUAGAUGAACUCAUCAGUCUGUUCUGGAAGAGUUCAAAGUUGGUGUAUAAAAAUUGUAUUAGUUUUUGAAAAUUUUCAAAGGAUGAGUAAUUCAACUUUCAGUGGCUGCAGCAAUUUUGGGUUAGUUUUAGCUUCUCCACCUGUAUAUCUCAUCAUCACCUGUGAAACUAAGGGUUUAUUUAUGCCUUAUUUUGAUUUA
Molecule: messenger RNA, 3672 nt
Organism: Solanum verrucosum
Lineage: Eukaryota; Viridiplantae; Streptophyta; Magnoliopsida; Solanales; Solanaceae
Product: DNA mismatch repair protein MSH1, mitochondrial
Exons: 22
Coding region: 68-3481 (1137 amino acids)
Biological process (GO): mismatch repair
Cellular component (GO): nucleus
Molecular function (GO): ATP binding; ATP-dependent DNA damage sensor activity; mismatched DNA binding
Source: RefSeq, a predicted model, not a curated record